UAGCAGGACUCAGUUUGAGCUCUGUCAGUGUUUGUUCAGUCAGCAGAGGAACAUGGCUUCAUCCUUUCUGGGCUUUUCCCUCCUCUUCCUCAGCCUGAACGCAGCAGAUGGAUUCAUGCACAGUAUGGUGGAUCGCUGCGAGUUCAACUCCACUGAGCUGCAGGACAUGGAGUUCAUUAAAUCGUAUUAUUUCAACAAGAUGGAGCUGAUCAGGUUCAGCAGCUCAGUGGGUAAAUUUGUUGGCUACACUGAGUUCGGAGUGGUGAACGCAGAGAGAUGGAACAACGACACUGCAUACCUUGCAGCCAUGAGAGCUGAGAAGGAGAGAUACUGCAAAUACAACGCCGAGCUCUUCACCCACGCUGUUCUGUCAAAGAAAGUGAAGCCCUCUCUUGUCACGCUGCGCUUGGUGACGCCCCCUGGUGGGAAAAACACCCGCAUGCUGAUGUGCAGUGUCUACAGCUUCUACCCCAAACUCAUCAGUGUGAAGUGGCUGAGGGACGGAAAGGUCACGACCUCUGAUGUCACUACCACCGAUGAGCUGGCGAACGGUGAUUGGUACUACCAGAUCCACUCCCAGCUGGAGUUCACGCCCAGGUCUGGAGAGAAGAUCUCCUGCAUGGUGGAGCACAUCAGCCUGAGCGACCCACUGAUCAAAGACUGGGUUACGCCUCUUCCUGCGAGACCAGGGACCAGGGAGAUCGCCGUCGGAGCCUCAGGGCUGAUCCUGGGUCUGAUCUAUGCUCUGGCCGGAUUUAUCUGCUACAGGUGGACAGUCAAAGAUCCGUCUCUUCCUGACUCAGAGAAAAACAAGCUCGCCAUCGAAGCCUCGGGACCAGAUCUGGCUCUGAUCUUAUCUCUGGCUGAAUUCAUCUACUGCAAGAAGAAGGUCAAAGGUCGGGAUGUGGCUCUCACAAACUGAGGCAGGAAUCCUGAAGCUUCAUCCUGCUGAGGGAAAAGGCAGCUGGGAGUUUUCAGUGCUGCCCCCUGCUGGAGAGGAGGACAUCCAGGAUGGAGCUCAGCUUCCUGCUCACAGCCACAGCAGAUUCUCAUAUUUCUGCUGAGAUGUCUUCUGAAUAUAAAGAACCUGGAAAAUACUGACAGUAAAACAACAGCAGUGCAGCCUUGAAACCAACAAUAAUAAUCACAGAACAACAAAAAGUUGAUGUGUGUUCAUGUAUUUCCAAACGGUCAUGUAAUACAUGUCAUAGUUACAUAUUAAACAGAUAUUGAUUACAUUUUCUCUGAUUAGACACAUGACAGAUUCUUUAAACCCUCCUGAAAAUUUCUUUGUUGGACGCAAAUCAGUUGAAAUCAUCGCCAUCAUGAAUAAUCACUUACUGACAAUAAUAAACACAAAUUGCCACUUGAUUAUUAUGAACUGUGAUUCUAAUGCUGAAGUAAAACCCGAUGAUCAAAUA
This is a messenger RNA of Myripristis murdjan (pinecone soldierfish), 1421 nucleotides long. RefSeq names its product H-2 class II histocompatibility antigen, E-S beta chain-like. The coding region runs from base 53 to 922 and encodes 289 amino acids. The transcript is spliced from 7 exons. The record is from RefSeq and is a predicted model, not a curated record. Gene Ontology annotation, cellular component: MHC class II protein complex; membrane. Gene Ontology annotation, biological process: antigen processing and presentation; immune response. Lineage: Eukaryota; Metazoa; Chordata; Actinopteri; Holocentriformes; Holocentridae.